Strongylocentrotus purpuratus (purple sea urchin) is the source of this 6607-nucleotide messenger RNA. Its product is annotated as multidrug resistance-associated protein 5. The transcript has 27 exons. Gene Ontology annotation, biological process: transmembrane transport. The coding region runs from base 324 to 4757 and encodes 1477 amino acids. The record is from RefSeq and is a predicted model, not a curated record. Lineage: Eukaryota; Metazoa; Echinodermata; Echinoidea; Camarodonta; Strongylocentrotidae. Gene Ontology annotation, molecular function: ATP binding; ABC-type transporter activity; ATP hydrolysis activity. Gene Ontology annotation, cellular component: membrane.
AAGUGGUCUUAGCAGCAGUAUUACUCGACAUGUUAAACCUGUAUGCAGGAUCAGGACUCUACCAUUGUCAGAGGAGGGAGGAGAUGGAGGACAAUGAAGGGAGGGGUGAUGCCUUCAUAAAAAGGCUCAUUACAAGAUGGAAGAGAACGUGUAAACAGACUGUAUACCUAGUUAGAAUUACGAGCCAUAAACACAAGUGGACUUCAAGUGGAACUUUUAAAAAAGAAGCUUCGAUCUACCAACACAGACAUUUGGUACACUUAAAUUUUCUGACUGGUCCUUUCUGUUAGCUGUUUAAAAGGGCAGUCGCCCUCAUCAUCAAGAUGCCCACCACGUCGAACGGCAAGUCCUCGGGCGUCGGGGGUUUCAUCUCGGCCCUGCCUGCGGACCUGAUCGACAAUGCUGCCCUCGCGGAGAUUGACGUGGACGAAGGGGUGGAGCUCGUUCCGGAGGUAACGUACCGUGACCUGAAGGAAAAGAAGAAGGGCGUCGCCAAGUACAAGGACCCGCUGAAGGUGUUUUAUCCGGUCAGGAGAAAGCCAAAAGAAGAGAACUAUUCCCCCCUCGACCAUUAUGGACUGUUCUCCUUCCUGACGGUCAACUGGUUGACGAAACUUUUUGUGAAAGCAGUGAAGAAUAAUAUUGAAUUUGACGAUCUCUACGAUCAAUCGGAACUGGACUCUGGAUACCUGAAUGGACUGAGGUUUGAGAAGAUGUGGGACGAGGAGGUUGCUAAGGUCGGUCAAGAGAAGGUCAGCAUGGGUAAAAUAGCCCUGAAGUUUGUCCGGACUCGUCUCGUCAUCAUCAUCACUGCUCUUAUUGGAUACGCCGGUUGUCUCAUUGUCAUUUCUUCUUUCCUCGUUCAAGAGCUGCUCAUAUUCUGCGACGAAGUGGAGGCUCCCAUGUCCCGCGGCUACAUCCUGGUCUGUAGUAUCCUGGCGGUCAACAUCAUCCGUGUCAUGUGUGACGUGGUAUUCUGGAUGACCUCCAUGCGGACGGCCACCAGGCUCAGGAGUGGUAUCCUGUCCUUUGUCUUCAAGAAGAUAGCCAGGCUGAGGAACCUGCAGGAUAGGAGUGUAGGAGAGAUCGUCAACAUCUGCGCUAACGACAGCCAGCGUCUCUUUGACGUCUGCGUCUACGGUAAUUUCCUCUUCGUCUCCAUCGUCCUCAUCCUCGCCGUGCUGGUAUCAGCGUCCCUGAUCAUCGGUUGGGCUGCUAUCUGUGGUGUCCUCCUAACCUUCAUCUUCUUCUGGCCUCUUCAGAUGAUCUUUGGUAAGAUCACAUCAAUCCUCCGUGAUCGCUGUAUCUCGGUGACUGAUGAACGCGUCCAGAAGAUGAACGAAGUACUGACCUACGUGAAGCUCAUCAAGAUGUACGCCUGGGAGGUACCCUUCUCAAAAGCAAUUUCAGCUAUCAGGAACUUGGAGCGGUCUCUGCUGGAGAAGGCUGGUUACAUGCAGAGCUUCAGUCUCUCCAUCUCCCCCAUCACACCUAACAUUGCAACCGUUCUCACCAUCGUCAUCUUCCUCUCUUCAGACUACGAUGAACCACUCACAUCCACAAAUGCUUUCACCUUAGUGGCCAUUCUAAAUACCCUCAGGGCUGUGAUCGGUCCCACCCCUUGGGCCAUCCGAUCACUCGCAGAGGCAAACAUUGCCCUCGGUAGGCUAAAGAGUGUCUUUGUGAUGGACGAGCAGAACCCUCUAGACAUCCUCCCAAGGAACGAUAAGUACGCCGUCAUCAUCCGAAACGGAGUGUUCGGUUGGGAUAGGCUGGAGAGCGGAGAGCAGGAAGAGGAGGAAGAGGAGGAGAUCAAACUGAAGAGUAGAGCCAUUGAGAACGGCGCCAACAACAACGAAAGGAAGGUGGCGUACGUCCAUACAAGGGAGGUCAACCUGCAGGUUGACCUUGACGAGGAAGCGCCCUCCAAGAAGUCUGCCAUCACCAUCAUCGAGCCAGAGAAACCACAUGGCAAUGCGGAUGCGGGUAAGAAGGCCAACGAACAAGGCAAGAGAUUCAGCAUCGCUACCAAGCCAGUCUCCCUGGCCGAGGCCGGCCUGGAUACGGUUGCCGUCGAUAAACUCAUCCAGAAGAGCAAAGUUCAUCCAAGACGCCAAAUUCCUGACGACAAGGUCUCUAAGGUGCUCUUCGGGAUCAACUUUGCUCUGGAAAAGGGUAAACUGACCGGCGUCUGCGGUACCGUCGGAGCGGGCAAGACCUCCCUCAUCUCGGCCAUCCUCGGACAGAUGCACAACAUGGAGGGCGACAACUGCGUCCAGGGCGCAUUCGCCUACGCCGCCCAGGAGGCCUGGAUCUUCAACGCCACGGUCAAGAACAAUAUUCUCUUUGGAAUCCCGUUUGACGAGGACAGAUACGAUAUGGUCUUGGACGCUUGCUCCCUCAAACCCGAUCUGGCUAUUCUACCAAUGGGAGAUCAAACCGAGAUUGGAGAACGUGGUAUCAACAUGAGCGGAGGACAGAAGCAACGUAUCAGUCUGGCGAGGGCGCUAUACUCAGACCGUGACAUCUAUCUCCUUGACGACCCUCUCAGUGCCGUGGACGCCCAUGUUGGUCUUCAUAUCUUCACACAUUGCAUCAGCACUGCCCUCAAGGGAAAGACUGUACUCUUUGUUACUCAUCAACUUCAAUACUUGAAGGACUGUGACCUCGUCAUGACAAUGAUGGACGGCCGCAUCGUCGAGCGCGGUCACCACGACGAGCUCAUGUCCGUGGACGGCGUCUACGCAAACCUGAUCAACACCUUCCACUCCAAGCAGGAGGCGGCGGACCUGGAAGACCUUGAGAACCCCGAGGCCGAUGAGGACAUGCCGGAGCAGGAGGAAUCGAUGGUGGAGAGACGAGAGAGGGCGCAAUCCCAGCUUAGCUCUCGGUCCAGGGCGUCCAGCUUCAUCGCGGACGCGGCUCCGGAUCCAGAACCAGCUGUAGCAGUCACUGAUGGUAAACUGAUGUCUUCGGAGGAUAAGAGCACAAAAUCUGUUGGCUGGGGCACCUACGGCACCUACAUCAAAUCGAUGGGCGGCUAUCACAUGGGAUUCCUCGUACUCUUCUGUUUUAUCCUCAUGUUUGGCUCCAUUACACUCAACAACAUGUACCUCACUUACUGGCUUAACCAAGGAAACGGGACUGACCCUGACGGUGACAUUGGUUUGAAUCCUGACGCUCAGAAAUAUCAGUUGAUCUACGGCCUCUCUCUCAUUGUUAUCAUGAUGUUCGGAGCAUUCAAGAGUCUUGUCUUUAUGAAGGUAACGCUGAAAGCUGCCUCUCACAUGCACGACACUGUCUUCAUCAACGUCUUCCGCUCACCGAUGAGUUUCUUCGAUACCACGCCCACUGGUCGUAUUCUCAACAGAUUCUCCAAAGAUUUGGACGAAGUUGAUGUGCUGUUGCCUUUCAACCUUGAACUCUUCCUCCAAAACAUCUUCCUCGUCUCCUUCGCCCUCAUCGUGAUCUGCAUCAUCUUCCCCAUCUUCAUCGCAAUCAUCAUCCCGACCUUCAUCAUCUUCAUCAUCAUCCUGCGCUACUACCGCAAGGGCAUCCGCGAUCUCAAGCGGAUCGAGAACAUCACCCGCUCGCCGUGGUUCUCGCACAUCUCCGCCACCGUCCAAGGCCUCUCCACGAUCCAUGCCUACAACAAGACGGACGACUUCAUCGUCAGGUUCCGCAUGCUGCUCGACGGGAACGCCCUGCCGUACAUGUUCUUCAGGAUGUCUGCUCGGUGGGCUGGCGUGAGGCUGGAGACUCUUGUCAUCCUUCUCGCUUUCGUUGCUCAUCUCCUUGUGGUCUUGUACCACGGUGAGAUCGAUUCUGCAACGGCAGGUCUUGCUGUGUCAUACACCGUUCAGUUGACGGGUAUGUUCCAGAUGUUGGUUCUCAUGGCCUCAGAAACAGAAGCUCGCUUCACAUCAGUAGAAAGAAUCCAGAGCUACAUGAAGAAUCUUGUUGCAGAGGCACCCAGGGUAAUCAAGAACAAACGCCCGGCCAAGCAAUGGCCAGAUCAGGGUCAGAUAGAGUUCAGAGACUUCAAGAUGCGCUACAGGGAUGGGCUCCCUCUUGUGUUGAAGGGCGUCAAGCUCGUCGUCAAACCCAAUGAGAAGGUUGGCAUCGUGGGCAGGACAGGAUCAGGUAAAUCGACCCUUGGAGUUGCCUUGUUCCGAUUGGUAGAGGGCGCCAGUGGGCAGAUCAUCAUUGACGGAAUCGACGUAAAGCAGAUCGGUCUUCAUGAUCUUCGUUCUAAGCUCUCCAUCAUCCCUCAAGAUCCUGUUCUCUUCAUCGGAACUGUCAGGUAUAAUUUGGAUCCUUUCAAUGAACACGGUGACAAGGAGCUCUGGGAGGCCCUGGAGAGAUCCUACAUGAAGGACAGGAUCAGUGCGCUCGAGAGUCAGUUAGAAGCUCCGGUUACAGAAGGUGGCGAUAACUUCUCAGUAGGAGAGAGGCAGCUCAUGUGUAUGGCGAGGGCUUUGCUGAGAGGCAGCAAGAUCUUGAUGUUGGAUGAGGCUACAGCAGCCAUUGAUACAGAGACAGACUCCUUGAUCCAGCAGACAAUUAGAGAAGAAUUCAAAGACUGUACCAUGCUCACGGUUGCACACAGACUUAACACCAUCCUUGAUUCAGAUAAAGUACUGGUUAUGGACGAUGGAAUGGUUGCGGAGUUUGAUAAGCCAAGCACUCUCCUCGCCAAUCCCAACUCUCUAUUCAGUGGUAUGGUGGCAGCAGCUGAAUCAGCCCAGAAUCGUUAAACACUACCCUUUGACCUCCCUCAACAAGGUCAUCCUGUGUCACAUACUUUAUAUGACCUCAACAAGGUCAUCUUUUCAUAUGUACUUUAAUAUGGACUGGUAUUCAUUACUAGUGAUGUAUGUUGAAGAUCACUGCAUGCAGCUCUUCAUAUGAAGUUAUUUUUGUAAUAUAAGAUCGUCCAAAGUUUCUUCUGAAUUUUUCAAACUAGCCAAGUUGAUUUGGACUUGAAUCCCAUAGAAUGUGUAAGUAUGCUAUGCUAAGGUUGGAUAAACAAAAGCUGUAUGGAUUGAUAAUGCAAGAUGUUAAUUUUGCUAUUUUAAUUUUUGUUUACAAUUGAUUUUACCAGUAGCUGCUAUGUAAAAUGAAUAAAAUAAUGGUAUAGUUUCAACAUGUAUGAAAUUCUUGUUAAAUAUCUGCAGCGAUUGAUGGUAAACUUCAUUUGAAAAUAAAUGGGGCCAAACAUACAGACAGUAUAACGAUGAGAAAGCUCAAAUAAACAUGUUUUUCUUGUUUUCUUGUUUGCUUUUAGAAGACCACCACUAUUGGUGAAAAAAAUGUGCUAUCCUGUAUAAAAGUCAGAAAUAAAUAAAUGCCAACUAGUAAUCAGGUAUGUACUCUGGUACAUUCUUCAACACUUGAUGUGAUCUGUUAUAUAUAGCUUCUAAGGAGCUGCUGUUUGGUCGAUUACUGCAACAAGUAACAAAGUUAGGACCAUUUUAUAUUAUCAAGGAUGUAUUUCUGCUUCAAUUUGAUCAUUGACACAAGUUUUGCCUUUGAACACAUAAACGAGGUGCAAAUUCCGAAAUACACAGAGCUGAAUUGUAGCUCAUGUUUUUAAUGAAUGCCAAUAUAAGACACUCUAGAAAAUAGUCUCAUUUGGUUUUUGGUAUAUUCCCAAUGACAAGUUUUCGUUUCAGUUGUAUUUUCUUUUUCUUUUAAUGGAUUCCUUUUUGUCUACAAAAAAUGCAGUGUUUUCUUUGUAAUUGUUCAGCAAUCAGAGAAGUUCUGAUGUGUAUUAACCAUGAUAAAUCUAUGGGAACCACCCAUAGAAUAUGAGGUAAACUUUCAAAUGCCUACAAAUGCAGAAUUAGGGAUAAAAAAUGAUAAUAUAAAGUAUUAUCAAGCAGUAUAUAUGCUUUGAAGAAUUGUGUUUGCGCUCUAAUUCUUUUAAAUAUCAACAGAUGUUCUGUAUAUUUUUGCAUACUACAAGAGAGAAUAGAAGUAUAUUUUGAAACAUGUGAUGUGUGAUGGCAGUGUUGCCUUAAUAUUUCUAUAUUUGUAUCUUUUGAAAUCAGUGGGAUUCACAGAUAAACUGCCAAUUUUGCUGUUACUAUCAUUACAGACUGGGCUUUUGUCUUCUGCCCAAAAUGAGAUAUUUGCAUCAUCUCAGCGUGAGAUUUAUUCAAAUUACGAUGCUCUCAUUUUCUUCUCCUUCCUAUCUUAGUUAUUCUUUGAGCGGUAUUCAAGUACUUCAUUAUUCCUUGAACGAAAAAUGAUAGUAUUUAUACAUUCUUAAAUUAGUAAAAGCUUUUGUAUGAUACAAUUAACUUCCAGGGAAUUGAUAAAUUAAUUAAGAAUAAUGAAAUGCCAAAGUUAUAUUUGAACUCUCAAGAAAGUACGCAAUAUUUAUAUUGUUCUUAUUUCAAUGACUAUGUAUACUUCAACGAGAAGCUAAUGAUGUACUGUACGAUUGUGUGUUCAAUUGUUUGUAUAUAUUGUAACAGAGAAAGAGAAGUUAUGGAAUUGGUAUAUUCUUUUUAUUUGAUUGUAUAAGAAGAUAUGAAUGUAAAGUUGAAUGGUGCUGUCUCCAGAUAUACGUGUAUGAGAUAAUAAAUUAUGAGAACAAGAA